Molecule: messenger RNA, 1179 nt
Organism: Eutrema salsugineum
Lineage: Eukaryota; Viridiplantae; Streptophyta; Magnoliopsida; Brassicales; Brassicaceae
Product: trihelix transcription factor ASIL1
Exons: 1
Coding region: 16-951 (311 amino acids)
Cellular component (GO): nucleus
Molecular function (GO): transcription cis-regulatory region binding
Source: RefSeq, a predicted model, not a curated record
CCAUUACACUAAACCAUGUCGACGCCAUCGCCGACCUCCUCUCCUCCCUCUGAUUCAAACCCUAAUUCCGUCGCUACUCCGCCGCAUCAAAACCAACCACCCUCCACAUCGACUCCAACCCCUCCGCCACCACACAACACCGUCGUAGCCUUAGCCGCCUCGACCUCCGCCGUCGCCAGAAAAACCCAACCGGUUCUCUGGACACACGACGAGACUCUCCUCUUAAUCGAAUCCUACAAGGAGAAAUGGUACGCCAUUGGUCGAGGUCCCCUGAAAUCAAACCACUGGGAAGAGAUCGCCGUCGCCGUCUCCGGUCGCUCCGGCGUUGACCGGUCAGCGACGCAGUGUCGGCACAAGAUCGAGAAGAUGCGUAAAAGAUUCAGAGCUGAGAGACAGAGCAUGGGACCAAUCUCGAUUUGGCCUUUCUACUCUCAAAUGGAGGAGUUAGAUAGCAAUCCAGCUCCAAUAUCAGCUCGUCCUCUCACUCGUCUCCCUCCGAAUUCGAGUAAUCAUCACUACCAAGAAGAUGAAGAAGAAGAAGAAGAAGAAGAAGAAGAGGAUUACGAAGAAGAAGAAGAAGAAGAAGAUGAAAAACAGAGCAAAUCGAGAAGUAUCAAUUACAUACUGAGAAGACCAGGAACGGUAAAUAGACUCGCCGGAGUUGGUGGAGGAUUGUUGCAAUGGGGACAAAGAGAGAGAUCGAAGAGGAAGAGGAGAGAAGAUGAUGAAGGAGGAGGAGGAGGUGAGAAGAGGAGGAAAGGAGCGAGAGCAGUGGCUGCUGAGAUUAGAGAGUUUGCUGAGAGAGUGAUGGUGAUGGAGAAGAGGAAGAUGGAGUUUGCUAAAGAGACGGUGAAGAUGCGUAAGGAGAUGGAGAUGAAACGGUUAAAAUUGAUUCAGAGUUCUCAAACUCAGCUUCUUCAGUUUCUUAACACUGCCUUUGAUUCUUUCUAAAAGAAAUUUUUAGUCUUUUUCUUUUCAACUUUUGAAGCAUAUAAUCAGAGCCAAAAAAUUCAACUCUUGCCAUUAUCAGAGAGCUCAAGUGGUUAACUAAGAAGAAGAUCAGGUCUCUGUUCCGACAUAAUGAUAUGGUCUAGUCUGAAAGACCAAGAUUGUGUUUGUCUUUUUUUUUUUUAUAAAAACUCAAAACUUUUGUAAACAUUUUCAUAAAUCUCUGACAAA